Molecule: messenger RNA, 6706 nt
Organism: Salvelinus sp. IW2-2015
Lineage: Eukaryota; Metazoa; Chordata; Actinopteri; Salmoniformes; Salmonidae
Product: IgGFc-binding protein-like
Molecular function (GO): protein binding
Source: RefSeq, a predicted model, not a curated record
CGUGUCCAGCUGACAGUCACUAUGAGUUGUGUGCCGACACCUGUUCUUCUACCUGUGACUCUCUGAGUGAGUCUCCAAAAUGCCCACUAUGCCAGGAGGGCUGCCAGUGUGACAACGGAUUUGUGUUUGAUGGUGGCAAGUGUGUCCUACUGGAGAACUGUGGCUGUGUGGUUGAUGGACACUAUUACAAGUCUGGCCAGUCUGUGGUCCUGGGCAACUGUUCUGAGACCUGCAGCUGUGCCGCAGGAGUGUUCACCUGCAAGAACUCCCAGUGCAAAGAAGGCCAGAAAUGUGGGAUAAAGAAUGGAGUCAUGGACUGCUACAGCACAGACCCCUGUGAGGACACUGAGUGCCGAGAGAAAGAAAACUGUGUGGUGAUGAACAAUAAGGCGGUAUGUGUGGCCCAGUCCAAGGCCACCUGCAGGGCUGUGGGUGACCCCCACUACCUCACCUUUGAUGGGGAGCGGUUUGACUUCCAGGGCACCUGCUCUUACGUCAUGGCCACGGUUGUUAAAUCUGAACCUGGUCUCACCCCGUUCACUGUCCUGACCAAGAACAACCACAGAGGGAACAAGAGGGUGUCUUUCGUGAGGAAAGUCUCAGUCACGGUCUAUGGGCUGACUGUUGUGAUCAGCACGCAUAAAGGGAAGGUUGAGGUGAAUGGUGAGAAUGUCUACCUGCCUGUGACCCUAGCCRGGGGAAACCUAACGGUGGUGUAUAGUGGCAGCUAUGCUGUUCUGAAGACAAACUUUGGCCUGAAGGUUAUGUACGACUGGAACAUGGAGUUCUACAUCACUGUCCCCAGCAGCUACUUCCGCACCCUGGGUGGGCUCUGUGGGAACUACAACGGGGAUCACAACGACGAGUUCACUAACCCCAAAGGUAACAAGGAACCCACAGUGGUGAAGUUUGCCCAGAGCUGGAGAACUGAAGAUGGCGACUUGUUCUGUCAUGAUGACUGCCAAGGAGAAUGUCCUAGCUGCACUCCGACUCUCCAACAGAAAUACAAGGGAGAGAAGUUAUGUGGUCUCUUGGCCAAAAAAGAUGGCCCAUUUGCAAGCUGCCACAAGGUCCUGGACCCAGGCGUGUUCAUGGACAACUGUGUGUAUGACGUCUGCAUCAAUAAAGGCAUCUACCAGUUCCUCUGUGAGAACAUCAAAAGCUACAAUGAUGCCUGCUUGGCUGAGGGGGUCAAAAUWAGCCCUGAGUGGAGGACAAUCACUGGAUGCCCACUGGAAUGUCCGUCAAACAGCUAYUACGAGGCGUGUGGCACAGCUUGCCCUGCCUCUUGUUCAGAUCUAUAUGCCGAAGCAAAGUGCAAGGAAUCCUGUGUGGAGACCUGUCAAUGCAACAAGGGCUUUGUCCUCAGUGGUGACAAAUGCAUCUCCAAGGAGAGCUGUGGCUGCUCUUAUGAAGGACGAUACUACCCGUCUGGAAUGAAGUUCUGGGAAGAUGACAAAUGCACAAAGCAGUGUGAAUGCAAUCCAGGAACAGCCAAGGUUGAAUGCAAGGCAACAGCAUGCAAGAAAUCAGAGGUGUGUGGCCUGCAGAGUGGUAAGAGAGAUUGCUACCCAACAUCGUAUGCCACCUGCCAAGGUUCAGGCGACCCCCACUACCGCACGUUUGAUGGCAAGAGGUUUGACUUCCAGGGAACGUGUACUUACGUUCUCUCCAAAUUGGUCAGCAAAGACGACAGAUCUCUGACACAUUUUGAGGUGCUUGUAAAGAAUCAGAAUAGGGGGAGGAACACGGCAGUGUCUUACACAAAGACAGUCACCAUCACUGUCUUCAAAAACAUCAUCAYCAUGAGUAGGGACAACCCUGGCAAAGUAUUGGUCAACAACCAGUAUGUGAACUUGCCAUUUGAUGUAGAAGAUGGUCAACUGUCCAUCUUCCGCAGUGGGUAUUUCGGGGUGGUGAAGACCAAAUUUGGCCUGACACUGAAGUUCAACUGGAACAGCCACGUCUCCCUAACCCUCCCCAGCUCCUACUCAGACCUCAUCGGAGGGCUCUGCGGAAACUGGAAUGGCCAACGGAACGACAAUCUCCUCAAACCRGACAAGAGCCCUGCUAACACCCCGACAGUAUUCGGGGACAGCUGGAAAGUGGGGAACGACCCUGGCUGCUCCAGCGACUGCGACGGCAAGAAGUGCCCCACCUGUGACCACAGCCUGAUGCUUGAUUACCAAACAGGGAAAUAUUGCGGCAGGAUCACAGACAAAAACGGUCCGUUCAAGCACUGCCACGCCAAGGUGGACCCCAGAGAGUACUAUGAGGACUGUGUGUUUGAUAUGUGUCUGUACCGUGGCCAUGCCUCUGCCCUCUGUAACGCCCUCAGCACCUACACCAYUGCMUGCCAGGAUGCCCCUGCCAAGGUGGAACAGUGGAGGUCGGACAGCUUCUGUCCAUCUUCCUGUAAGGCCAACAGCCACUAUGAGGUGUGUGCCUCAGGCUGCCCCCAGACCUGCAGCGGCCUCGAUGAGCCUGAGAGCUGUGAGAACUCCCUGUGCACUGAGGGAUGUGUCUGUGACGAAGGGUUCAUACUGAGCGACAGCGAGUGUGUGCUGCUGGCUGAAUGUGGCUGCGUUCACCAAGGCCAGUACUACCAGAUGGGCCAGGUGUUCUUCCCCAACGGCCAGUGCAAAGAGCGCUGUGUGUGUAACAAGAAUGGAGAUGUGGAGUGUAAUGUAAAAUUUGCCUGCGGUCCCAAUGAGAAGUGCCAGGUCCAAGACGGGGUGCAGGCCUGUGUACCCAUUAGCACGGGCACCUGCCAUGUGAGCGGGGCCAGGAGAUUCCACUCGUUCGAUGGCAGCUGCUUCAGCCUACACGGGGACUGUGUGUACAAAAUGUCGGAGGUUGUGGAGAAAGACGGAUCGAUGGCUCCAUUUGUUGUGUCAGUGCAGCAGUUGACCAAGAUGGAUGAUGCAAUGGUCACCAGGAGGGUUGACAUACAGGCCUACAAAUACAAGAUAUCUAUGUCUCCCAGAGUUAUAUGGGAAAUAAUGGUGGAUGACGUUACAGCAAAUCUCCCACUGUCACUCGGAGAUGGAAAGGUCAGGGCCUACCAGAACGGCAUUAACAUUGUCGUGKUAACAGACUUUGGCUUGAUGGUGACCUACGACACAGUUGCUGGCGCCAUCAUACAUCUUCCAUCCACUUACAAAGGUGUUACCGGUGGUCUCUGUGGCAACUAUAAUGACAAGAAGGAGGAUGACUUCCUGCUGCCCAGUGGGCUGCAGGARCCGUCUGUGRWGAAGUUUGCAGCARGGUGGUUGGUGGUUCAGGAAGGGGUCAAAUGUCAGACAGGAUGUGAYGGUGGCUUGAAGUGUCCUCCCACCAGUGGACCCCCACCGGCUUGUAGCAUCAUAAAGUCAACCAAGGGUCCAUUUGCCCAAUGCCAUGCUGUGGUGCCACCACAAGAGCACUUUGAGGAGUGCAUGAAGGAGGGAGAGGGUGGGGAUGCCCUGUGCCGCCACUUACAGACAUAUGUGACUUUCUGUCAGGMAUCYGGUGGMCUUGUCAGCAGCUGGAGAWCYGACCAGUUUUGUCCUCUGACGUGUCCAGCURACAGUCACUAUGAGUUGUGUGCCGACACCUGUUCUUCUACCUGUGACUCUCUGAGUGAGUCUCCAAAAUGCCCACUAUGCCAGGAGGGCUGCCAGUGUGACAACGGAUUUGUGUUUGAUGGUGGCAAGUGUGUCCUACUGGAGAACUGUGGCUGUGUGGUUGAUGGACACUAUUACAAGUCUGGCCAGUCUGUGGUCCUGGGCAACUGUUCUGAGACCUGCAGCUGUGCCGCAGGAGUGUUCACCUGCAAGAACUCCCAGUGCAAAGAGGGCCAGAAAUGUGGGAUGAAGAAUGGAGUCAUGGACUGCUACAGCACAGACCCCUGUGAGGACACUGAGUGCCGUGAGAAAGAAAACUGUGUGGUGAUGAACAAUAAGGCGGUAUGUGUGGCCCAGUCCAAGGCCUACUGCUGGUUGUUCGGUGACCCUCACUACAGCACGUUCGAUGGCCAGCCCUUCUCCUUCAUGGGUACCUGCUCCUACAUUCUGGUGAAUACGACGGGCAAAGAUCCCUCCCUGCCUCAGUUCAGCAUCCAGACUAAGAACGAGCUGCGAGUCAACUCCAAAGGCUCCUUCCUCAAAUCAGCCAACAUAGACCUGAGUGGUCACAGGAUCACCAUUCUCACUGGCCAAAGAGGGACAGUGGAGAUUGAUGGCAUUAGGUCUGACCUCCCUGUGAGUUUGGAGUCUGGCAACAUCCAAAUCACAGAGUCUGGUUUCCAAGGGACCAUCCAGACAGAUGUUGGCCUGAAGAUCACUUUUGACUGGACCGCCUUCUUCAUGGUGACCAUCAGCAGCAGUUACUACGACAACCUCGGUGGCAUUUGUGGCAACUACAAUGGUAACAAAACAGAUGACUUCACCACUCCCACAGGUGUGCUUUCGGCAAAUACCACGGCGUGGGUGGCAUCCUGGAGCAUUGCUGACGGUGAUCCAUUCUGCUGGCAUGUCUGUAACGGCAACUGCCCCACGUGCUCAGAUGCAGACCGGGCACUUUACACUGGACCACAGUACUGUGGUCUGAUGACAGACGGAGGGGGCCCAUUUCACCAGUGUCAUAAGAAAGUGCCGGUGAAGAAGUUUGCCUCAGACUGCCUCUAUGAUGUGUGUCUGAAUGAGGGUCGUCAGGAGGUGUUGUGUGAGGCCUUGGCUAACUACGUGGCCGAAUGUCAGCAGGCUGGGGUUGUAGUCUCACCGCUGUGGAGAAAGGCCUCCAACUGCCCCCUGGCUUGCCCAUACCACAGCCACUAUGAGCUAUGUGGCACUGCCUGCCCUGCUACCUGUUGCCAUUCCCAAUGUCCCCGAGAUCUGUUCCAAAGUCUGUGUGGAGGGCUGCCAGUGCGAUAAGGGUUACGUGCUCAGUGGUGAACACUGUGUCGUCAAGGAGUCAGGGUGUGGCUGUACACACAAUGACCACUACUACCUGCCUGAAGAAACCUUCUGGGAGGGCAAUACAUGUCAGAGUAAGUGUUUGUGCAACGGAGCCACACAGAAGUUGGUGUGUAUGCCUAGGAAGUGCAAGGCUAGUGAGCACUGUGCAGUGGUCAACGGGGUUCAGGACUGCUACCCCCUCAGCUUCAAGACCUGCUCAGCACAGGGGGACCCCCACUUCCGCACCUGUAUAUGGAAGCGCUUCGACUUCCAGGGAAACUGUAUCUACAAGCUGGCGGGGGUCUGCUCCAAAGAUCCCGAUCUGGAGAGCUUUGAGGUGACUCUGGAGAACAACAACAGGGGCAGCACCAAAGUCUCUUACGCCAAGGUGGUGACUGUCAUUGUGUUGGGAAGUAGUUACACCAUCACAGGUGAUUAUCACGGCAAAGUUCUGGUGAACGAUGUCCUGACGUCUCUGCCAUACUACUCCAACAACACUGAGGUUCAGAUCUACAGAAACAGACGUUUUGCUGUGCUGGAGACUUAUUUCGGUCUCAAGGUCUCCUUCGACUGGUCCAGCGAGUGAGGGUGAAGGUCCCGAGCACCUACCACAACGCCAUCUGUGGUCUCUGUGGUAACCUCAAUGACAACCCUGAUGACGACCUGCUUCUGCCCAAUGGGAAAAAGCCCAUGAGUCCCAAGGAGUUUGGAAACAGUUACUGGUAGCUGACGUCCGGGCUGCUCCCACGAGUGCAAAGAUUGUGCCGUUGUAGACAUCCCCCUUAUAAAGCCCAAAUAUGUCAGCGCCUGUGAUGUCAUUGUGGAUAAGAGUGGUCCCCUCAGAGACUGCAAUGGUAGAGUGGACUCUGAUGAGUACAAAGAAGACUGCAUCUAUGACAUGAUCCUCAACAACGGCCUACUGACGGCAGCCUGUGACAUCAUCACCAACUAUGUGGAAGAGUGUCAGGAGAAAGGAGGGAAAAUUGAGGCCUGGAGGAGUAAAGACUUCUGCCACCUCCACUGUCCAGAGAACAGUGUCUACAGCCUCUCGGCCUCCGGGUGCCCGGCCACAUGCUACUCCAUGACCUCCGCCCCAGGAUGCACCACUCCUCCAGGGGAGGGCUGUCAAUGCAAACCUGGUUUCCUGAUGAGUGAUGACAAGUGUGUCCACGUGAAGAACUGUGGCUGUCACCACAAGGGUCGCUACUUUGUGAACGGCGAGGUCUUCUAUAAGGAGGAGAACUGCCACCACCGCUGCAGCUGUAACUCCGGCGAGAUGGCCUGUGAGGUGGCGCCCUGCGGUCCAAAGACCACGUGUGCGGUGGUGAAGGGGGUCAGGGGCUGUUACAUUAUCAGUAGCAAAGAUUCAAACAACAAGUCAUGGAUUGAAAAACUCCUUAACAAAUAUGGAAAACCUGUACAUAUCAAGUUUGGAGGCUAGAACAUUUUAAUUUUCAAAUAAGAUCUCAUGGAUCUAAAAUAUCCUUUAAAAACUUCCCUUUCAUGUCCAGGUUGUAGGCUAAAGCAUUUCAACAUAAAAUAGUAAAAUUACCUUCAAAUUACCUUCUGUAUGUGAUAACAUAUUCCCAACCAUAUAAUGUUGUGAGGGAUUAUGAGUACUCAUGCAUGGAAUUGUUAUUGAACUCUGUAUUCUUUAUAAUCCAAAUAUAAUCCCAUAAUUGUGAUCAGACUAUCUCUGUAUGCGUGUAUCUCUGUCUAUCCUUUACAACUUUCAAAAGUCUAAUAAUAAACAUAUAGCAGCAAAAUGA